AUGUCGUCUUCGUCUUCUUCCGGUCAAAUCCAGACGCCCAAGAUCCUCUCUACGCUUCCGCCGAUCUAUGCGGCGCUGCAUGCGGCCAAGACGAAAUCGUCGCUCACGUUUGCGGACCUCGCCACCAAAGUGGGUAGGGAUGAAUGGUAUGUGGCCGCCAUCUUUUACGGCCAGGCCAAACCGGAUGCUAGCGAUGUCGCCAAACUCUCAGCUGCACUCAACCUGCCUCAGCGAUACCUCGACGAGGCGUUUGGCGAGGACUACUUCCCCCACCGUGGUCUCGGCGAUUUCCCACCCCAGGACCCCGUUCUUUAUAGGCUGUACGAGGUCCUCGUCGUCUACGGAUACCCCCUCAAACACCUCAUCCAUGAAAAGUUUGGAGACGGCAUCAUGUCGGCCAUCGACUUUGAGGGUCACGUGGACAAGGUCAAGGGCGCCCAGGGCGAAGACCGCGUGAAGAUCACUCUCGACGGCAAGUUCCUUCCCUACCGUCGCUGGUAA
Messenger RNA from Moesziomyces antarcticus, 501 nucleotides. Its product is annotated as cyanase. The record is from RefSeq and is a predicted model, not a curated record. Gene Ontology annotation, molecular function: DNA binding; cyanate hydratase activity. The transcript is spliced from 2 exons. Lineage: Eukaryota; Fungi; Basidiomycota; Ustilaginomycetes; Ustilaginales; Ustilaginaceae. The coding region runs from base 1 to 501 and encodes 166 amino acids.